GUGUAUCACAGAGUGCUCGCCUGGGCCUCAUGCUUUUCUCAUUGUGUUCAAAGUGGAGAAAUUCACAGAACAGGAAGAAGCUGUCAUCCACAAAAUGACUGAAUACUUCUCUGAAGAUGUGUUCAAGUAUUCAACAGUUGUCUUCACUCAUGGUAAUGCUCUCCCCAAAAUGAAGACUAUCAAGGAUUUAGUGAAGCAAAAUGAGUUUGUGAGUCAUUUAGUAGAAAAGUGUGGAGGGCGGUGCCACGUCAUUGAUAACAAACACUGGAACAAUCAUCCAAAAUGGACAUACAGAAGCAAUAAAUUUCAGGUGAAUGAGAUACUUAAAUCAAUAGACAAGACAGUGGAAGUGAACAAUGGAAACUGCUACAUGAACGAGAUGCUGCAAUUAACUGAGGAAUUGAUUCAACAAGAAGAGAAGCGUAUUGCUGAAACAUCAGAAAACAUGUCAGAAGAAGAAAUCAGGGCAAUGGCUAAAAAUGAAGUGAAUAAAAUUUUAAUCCAAGCAGCAGGUAUCACUGUCGGUGCACUGCUGGGAGCUUUAUUUGGAGUAGUACUACCUGUUGUACUUGUUGCUGCUGGUGUAACGGGUGGGAUGAAAUCAGCAGUAGGAAAAGCAGCAGCAGCACUAACCCUAGGUGCAGGAACAAUAGGAGCAGGGGGAGCAGGAGCACUAGCUGCAGGAGCAAAAGCAGUAGCUGCUGGAGCAGUAGCUGCAGGAGCCGAAGCAAUAGCAGCAGGAGCAGCAGUGGCAACAGGAGCAGAAGCUGUAGCAGCAGGAGCAGUAGCUGCAGGAGCAGCAGCUGCAGGCGCAGAAGUUGUAGCUGCAGGAGCAGUAUCUGCUGGAGCAGCAGCUGCAGGCGCAGAAGCAGUGGCAGGAGCAGGAGCAGUAGGAGCAGGAGCAGUAGGA
Austrofundulus limnaeus is the source of this 910-nucleotide messenger RNA. Its product is annotated as GTPase IMAP family member 7. Gene Ontology annotation, molecular function: GTP binding. The record is from RefSeq and is a predicted model, not a curated record. Lineage: Eukaryota; Metazoa; Chordata; Actinopteri; Cyprinodontiformes; Rivulidae.